Pisolithus orientalis is the source of this 1761-nucleotide messenger RNA. RefSeq lists its product as uncharacterized. The transcript has 17 exons. The record is from RefSeq and is a predicted model, not a curated record. Bases 1 to 1761 code for a protein of 586 amino acids. NCBI's taxonomy places the organism in Eukaryota, Fungi, Basidiomycota, Agaricomycetes, Boletales, Pisolithaceae.
AUGGGUGUGCCAUCCGUCUUGGGCCCGUCUAUCCGUUGUGUGGACUUACUGUCAGUUGUAGACCCAUCCUCUUUCCGCCCAACCUCAGACAGUGUUCCUCCGCCCAAUGUCAGCUACCAGCAGAAGCAGCUCCAAGGCGUACCUGUGAACUACCAUCCACUCAACCCCUUCACGUUCAUUUUGCGUGCAGCCCUCAUAUACCCGGAUAAACUCGCGCUUGCCCACCCAGAUAGCAGGGAGCCCGCCUUCUAUACAUAUCGCGUAUGGGCCCAGCGUAUUCAGAACUUGGCCUAUGCGUUAAUACAGGCAGGGAUACGCCCAGGGGACCGCGUCGCUGUGCUGUCCCCUAACACGCCCAUGAUUGCAGACGCCCACUUCGGAGUCAUUGCUGCUCGCGCGGUACUAACCCCAAUCAAUACCCGCCUGACCUCUCACGAAAUUGCCUACAUCAUUGACCACAGUGGUGCUAAACUGAUAUUGGUCGACCAUGAGUGUUCUCAUCUGUUGCCCACUUCCAGAGUUAGAACCAUCGUCUGCCACGAUACUGGGCGCGAAGGCGAUCCUUAUGAAGGGUUUCUCAGUUCAGGUCGAAAGUUCAGUCAGGAAAGAGGUUGGGCUGGACUGGACGUAGAAACAAAUGAAGAUACUGGUGCAGUCUUGUGCUAUACUUCUGGUACUACCGGCAGACCCAAGGGCGUACUCACUACUCUACGAGGUUCUUACCUUGCUGCUAUAGCCAAUGCUGUCGAGGGACAGAUCAAUCGACAAUCCACGUACUUGUGGGUGCUCCCGAUGUUCCAUGCGGCAGGGUGGACCUUCCCCUGGGCAAAUGUCUUCGGAUGCGCUACCCAGAUCAUUCUAAGAUCAGUUAAUUAUCCUCUCAUCUGGAAGCAUCUGCUCCACUCAAACGCAACCCAUUACUGUGGGGCACCGACUGUCCAGAUUGGAAUUGUAAAUGAUCCUGCCGCACGAUCAUUGUCUCGACCCGUCACCGCUAUUAUCGCUGGUUCAGCACCCACUCCACAAGUCAUAGGGCAACUUGAGCAAAUUGGCAUCACACCCGUUCAUGUUUAUGGUUUAACGUAUACCUAUGGGCCCUUCACACGGUGCUAUGACCAUCCUUUCUGGUCUAACCUCCCGCUUGUUGAGCGAGCGAGGCUAAUGGCUCGCCAGGGCCAGAGUUUUGCCACAGCCCAGGACGUUAGAGUCGUCUACCCCCCGAAACAUGAGGACGACCAAGAUAUAGUGGAUGUGCCAAAGGACGGAAAGACUAUAGGAGAAGUCGUCACCCGCGGUAACAUCGUGAUGAAGGAGUACUUCAGGGACCCCGAAGCGACUCGUAAAGCAUUUAGAGGUGGUCACUUCAACUCCGGAGAUCUUGCUGUGAUGCAUCCGGAUGGUGUCAUCGCAAUAAUGGAUAGGAGCAAAGACAUUAUCAUCUCUGGAGGGGAGAAUGCGUCGAGUCUGGCAAUCGAACAAGAGCUCGCCAAUCACCCUCAUGUACUGGAGGUCUCCGUAGUUGCCCGGCCUCAUGUAAUAUGGGGCGAGAGACCAAUGGCCUUCGUGAUCCUUCGUCCGGAGUUUGUCUCGAAGUGGGCGACAGACAAUGCGGGCUUUGAGGUGGAGCUCAAACGUCACGCACGUGAACGUCUUCCAGGUUUUGCUUGCCCGGAGUGGGUCCAGGUGGUCGAGGAGCUACCCAAAACGUCCACUGGUAAGAUUUUGAAGAGCAGUUUGCGCAAGAUGGUAGCAAAAUUAUGA